Molecule: messenger RNA, 882 nt
Organism: Eptesicus fuscus (big brown bat)
Lineage: Eukaryota; Metazoa; Chordata; Mammalia; Chiroptera; Vespertilionidae
Product: basic proline-rich protein-like
Exons: 2
Coding region: 1-879 (292 amino acids)
Source: RefSeq, a predicted model, not a curated record
AUGCCCACCUUCUCCGGACGACUCGGAAGCUACCGCAACCCCUCCUCCCGCUGCCCUGGCGGCGGCCGCAGCAAAACCCUCCCGAUCGCGCUGCACGGAGGCAGCGCGGAGCGAGUGUCGCCUUCCCCUCGCCGCCCCCGGCGCCGCCGCCGCCGCCGCCGGCGAGCAGCGAGCUCAGUGUCGCUCAAACCUGCCCUCCGGGCCCCGCAGUCCCCGCUCGGCCCUCCCCCCACGCCCCGCGGACCCUUUCAAACCCCCUGGGCUCGCGGUGGCUGCUCCGGGAGGAAACGCUGGCCAAGGCUGGUGGAGCCGCGGCGACGAGGCUCCGAGCGGGGCGGCGGCGGGGCGCCCGCAACAGCAUCACGAGUUCCAGUUCCCAGGAGCCCGCCGCCGCCGCCGCCGCCACGACAUGAGUCAGGCUUUCUUCGCGCGUGGCGGAGCCCUCCUCGCGGACCCCGCCGCACCUGGGCUCCGCCCCGGCCCCCUCGCAGGAGGAUGCCCCAGCGCCGGGAGCUGCGGGGUCCGCCGAAGGCCGGUGGCUCCUCUCGCUGGGCGCUGCCUUUUGUGUGGUGCAGUGGCGGCUGCCAUGCGGUCCCUCGCCCUUCGCCCGGCGGGGGCCGGCCCGCCGCGCAGACGCUGCCGCGGUUCGCGGUUAACUGCCCGGGCUCCCCCGGGUGGGUUCCCGGAGCUGGCGUGCCUGGCAGACGCCCUGACCUGCGGGGAGAAGCCGCCUGGCUCCGGCCGCUCACCGACCUCCACAGGUGGAGCUCCUCUCCGGCCGGGCACGGCUUUUCACUGCAUUGUCCCGGCUGCAGCCCCCACCGGUUUGACUUAAGGAAAAGCGGAGGCCUAGGCAGGGUGGCCGCCCGGGGUCCGUGAGAA